AUGCUCCGGGUGUCCUCGGCCUUCUCGAAUUCCGUCAUCUCGAGGCUGAGCACCACCGGGUCGGCGGCCACGCCUUUCAGGCCCAGCUGCGCCUCCUCCGCCAGCGAGGUGGCUGCGACAGCCAGCACGGCCUUCUCCCCCCCUCUUCAUCUCCGCGGCGGCGCACUCGAGCGCGUCGCACACCUCGCCAUUGCCCGCGGUGAACUCCAGCGCCCCGGGGGCGAAGCCAGGCAGGGCGGCGGAGCCGUCCGUGGCGGCCGCGACGGCGAGUUUCACACUCGAGCAAUCCUUCGGCUUGUCGUAGCCCUCGCCCUCCCCGACCUGCUUCUUCAUGACGGUCUUGUUUGCAAAGGACACGUCGGCGGCGUCGUAGACCUGCUUCAGCACGAGGGACACCGUGGCGCUGUCCAGCGUCUUGUCCCCGAGGGAGGGAGGCUUCCUCGCCCUUUUUCAUCUCCGUGA
Messenger RNA from Prorocentrum cordatum, 462 nucleotides. The record is from the annotation of a GenBank genome assembly. NCBI's taxonomy places the organism in Eukaryota, Dinophyceae, Prorocentrales, Prorocentraceae.